AUGGACGACCUCCAGUCAUCUGAGGAGGCUGCCUUUGUUGCUGAUGACGUCAACAACAUCAUCAAAGAAGCUGUUGAUGGGGCCCUCAUGAAUGCAGCUUACAAUCAAACAAAGAUUGGCCAGUGGACCAACAACGUUGUGGAGAGCUGCUUGAAGCGCUUGACUGCCAUGAACAAGCCUUUCAAGUACAUCGUGACUUGCAUCAUCAUGCAGAAGAACGGAGCGGGCCUGCACACUGCCAGCUCGUGCUUCUGGGACAACAGCACUGAUGGGAGCCGUACUGUGAAGUGGGAGAACAAGAGCAUGUACUGCAUAACCACGGUCAUGACGUCUCAGGGGCCUUUCUUUCUCCGAGUCUCCGCGCUACUCCUUCUCCUGACCUAUUCAGCUGCCCAGCCGACCCCAAAUCCGCCUGCUAUUUUCUUUCCCCCUUCCCCAACCCCUCCCGGUCCCGCUCCCGGCUUUACGGUCGCCUUAACCGGGUCUGCGAGCUACAUCACGGGCCAGCUGGUUAGCCUUAACGCCGCCAUUAACCCCGGUCCGGUUUCGAGGUACCAAAUCACCUGGGGAUGCCUCGUCGUAAGCAGUGCAAACAGUACCUGGGGGGACACGUGUCCGUUUUCGAACCAAGUCGCGCUCGCGAACGGGGGGACGCAGCUCCAGGUGAAACCCGACACCACGUGGGACUACGGCGAGUUUCGGUUGACGGUUAUGGUGACGGACCAACGAAACGCUGCUAGCACCGGGAGUGCGAGCGUUACGGUGACGGUGGCGAGGGUUGCCCCGUGGAACGUGGCGAUCAACGUGACGGAGGGAAGCGCCGAGAACUGCAACCCGGGACAGAGGCUGAUGCUUCAAGGCCUCUAUUCCGUCUCGUCUCUUACCACGGCGAAGGACCUCCGGUUCCGCUGGUCCCAGGCUCCGACAGAUUCCGUGCAAGUCAAUCUCAGCAGCUCCGCCGUGACGAGCACGGGCGGCAACCAGAGUUUUCUGGUCAUCAAGCCAGAUGUGCUGACGCCGGGCCAGAAGUACCUCCUCAUUUUCACUGUCACGGAUCCUGGAGGGAGCACUUCCGCGAACCUCACAGUCAGUGUGAGCCAGCCCCCCCGUCCCACAACGCUCCCUGGCCUUAGAGUCAGCCCUUCGAGCGGCACUCCCCUUUCCACAGCUUUCACGAUCAGCGCAGCAAACCAAUGGACCGAUGGCGCAGGUCCCCUCCAGUAUCAGUUCGGGUACUCACUCGCGCGCGGCACCGCGCCUGCCAUCCAGCUGACGUCAUUCCAGCCCAGCGCAACUGUCGUCAGCAUCCUCCCUUCGGGGCUGACGGCCGGGAACUACCAAGUGACGGUCCACGUGUCAGUCAUGGAUUCGCUGGGGCUCGUCGGGAGCGCCAGCUUGGCGGUGACGUCACAGUGGGCGUCCUCUGCAAACAUAAACGUCACGGCGGCGUCUAAUGACAUCCUCAGCUCCGUGGACACCGCCGUUUCCGCCGGGAAUACGUCAACGGCACUGGUCUACAUCAACGGGCUGAGCACGCUGCUGAACGGAAACUCCGGUUCCGGUUCCGGUUCCGGUUCUGGAACGGAUGCCGCCGCCUCUAGUUCCUCCCGGUUCAAGAUGCUCCAGGCGGUCAGCACGAUCAGUAGCAGUCUGAAAAGCGCUAGCAAGAGCGCUCUCGUUUCGAGCCUCGUCUCGGUGGCCGGAACGCUUUCGAGCAUCGUUGCGAUUCCGUCUCAGAUCACGACCGCGUCGCAGAGGGUCGCACUAGAUGCGCUGACGUCAUCGCUGACGGCGGUGGUCGCGGCGGGGGUGACGUUGAACUCCGCAGCGGUGCAGCCGGUCUUCGACACGCUGAGCAGUUUGAGGCAGGUCAGCGGGAGUAACGCCGCCCAGGGGCUGCAGAUAAGGGGCGUUACGUCGCAGGCCGCGGAGGCGCUGCUGGCGGGAGUGAACCCCGGGGAGGCCCCCAUCUGCGUGGCUUCCGCCGGAAUCGCGAUGUCCGUUCGCAGGUCGGACGGAACAGCGGAUUUGGAUCUUGCGGCAGGAGCUCCCGGGUCCGACUGCUCAAGCGCACUCACAAGCGCGACGUUCACCGUGCCCUCCGGAGCUCUUCCGGGCGACACGCAAGUAGAUUCGCAGGUGCUAGUGUUCGCCGGAGACCCGUACCAGACCGGGGAGACGCUGCUCAGCACUGGGGUAUCAGGGUUAGUGUUAACCAAACCCGACGGCAGCGCGGUUCAGAUCAAGGGUGUUGUAACCUUCAACAUGCCGCUCGACGUCAGCAGUGUGAGUACGAGGGGCGGUCUGGGGAGCAGCGCGCGGUGUGAAUACUUCAAUGAAACCAGUGCGAACACACCCUCGCCGAGCUACGCCAAGCAGGGGUGCGUGGCGCUGCCUAAUCCAAGCCCCCCGGGGCGGAGCUCGAGUUGGAAGAACAACGGCGUAGCGCUGAAGGGAGCUCAGAGGAUCGAAGACCUAUGGUCCAUCGACCUGACCGGCACCAACUGCCAGGAAUCCAAGUUCCUCCUCGUCGACUCCAACGGAAACGGAUUCCGCCGCUUCACCCCAGUCUCGCCGGACUUCCCGUGCACUCUCACCGAACCAACCCAGGCGUGUUUCUUCAACGAAACCACCCAAGGGUUCCAAGGCCCAGGCUGCGUAUUCGACGCGACUCUCCACUGCGCGUGCACUCAUCUCACGGACUUCGCGGGCGUAUUCACACCGCCGGACGUGUACGUGCUGAGUUUUGCGGACCUGAGCGAUCUAAAGUCGGCGUACAAGACGCCGGUCCCGCUGAUCGUGAUUGGUCUUCUCGCGGUGAUCAUGAUAGUUGGUGACGUUCUGAUGCGUCACUUUGUCCGAACGCAACGGCGGCUGGUCUUCCUCGAGCUCAUGUCGACCGAGAUCGACGGCGGCUGGAAGGGGAUCCCCCGCUACGGCUUCAAAGCGAUGCCCAACGGCGCCUUCACGUGGAGCUUCCACGAAGUGCUCAAGGGGGGAAGGUACACCGGCGCCGAGGACAUGAAUGGCGACGGCCAAGUCAACGACGCGGACGCAUUCCCCGGCCCCGCCCCCCUCCUCGCCGGCAAGCUCGGCAUCUUAUACUCCCGCUUAUGCACUGCGCUGCCCACUUAUACCUUCAUAACCCACGAGCCCAACACCCCGGCCCGCCGGUCCCCGUUCCCUUUCUCCACGUCACGAGCCCCUUCCGCCCUGGAAGAGGAACCCCCGGUUACGGUUUUGCCCUCGAGUGACCGGUUGACUCCCCCGGGAGGUAAAGCGCGCGCGCAAACCGACCGGAUGACGCCACCCAGCGGUCAAAAGCGGACGUCAGUCACACGUGUCAACGCACCGGUCACUCCGCCUGCUCAACUGGGCGGACGAGUGAGCGCCCCCGGCAGUCCGAGCGGCACGUCAACUCCCGAGAGGGAUCCCCCGGUUCCAGCGCCCGGGACCGAACCGAUGGGUAUUGAGGAACCGGCGAUAGUUGGCGAGAGCGUGGUGUCCCGGUUCGUGGGUACCGCCCUCGUGCUGGGAUACCUGGACGCGUGGGGGGUGCUGACGUCAGCGGAGUGCGCCAACUACGUCAGCCUGGCGGCGGCGUACUUCCAGCAGCAGGGGCUGCUUGUCGCUGGGGACACAAGCGAGGUACAAGCGGGGGCAGGGUCUGCUUUCAGCAUGGCCCGGCAGCACGCUCUCCUAGUUGACUUCCGCGCAUACAUGGAGAAGCUGAAGGUGAUGAUGUGGAACAACCUGAACCGGCGGGGGUGGAGACGGCGGGCACAGAUUUGGCGGCUGGUUCUGCUACAGCAGAGAGACGGCAGCUAUGACCUGCACUCGGACUUCGCGCGCGCACUGAGAGCGCCAGGAAUCGACGACCUGGAUUUCGCCGCGCAGCUCGCGCACCAGCAAAGACGCGCCGGGGGCCCCUCCCUCAAGGCGCCGGAGCGUUUACAAGACACCCCCCGGGCGGAGUCCUCCGGGAAGAAUCUUCUCGCGCAGUCCCCGAAGUCAGCGGAACCGGAACCAGCGGAACCGAAGCAGUCAAUGAUGACGGCUGCUGCCAAUGCUGUUGUGGCCGGAAUUCGUUUCCGGGAGCGGCGCGGCGAGGAAGACAUCAACAUCUUCCUGGACCGAAACCAAACCACGCCCAUCGCCACCGCGCGCAGCGCGCACGUCCAGCUUUUGCACGACAUGAAAGAUCUGUUCGACUAUCUGGCGUGGCGGGUGGAACGGUCGACCGGGAGAGUGGGCGUGCAGUUCAAUACGGUGCUGGAUCUUCCCCACCAUCAGAACCUGCUCGACAAGAAGAACCUGCUCGACAAGAAGGUCUACAAGAAGCCCGGCAGCCGGCACAUCAACGAGCAGAUCUCGCGCCUUUCGGACGUCCACAGUGGAAUGUCGCUUCUGUGCCUGUACCGCGCGAACCUCGCGCCGCGGACGUCCAUGCGACCGCGCUGGUGGCUCAAGAAGAUUACGAUGCUGGAGAACCGGCGGACUAGCGAGGCCGAGAGCCCAGAACCGGCGGAGGUCGUUGAGGAUAACUCGGGCCGCAUCAACAACGAGCUGUUCGAGAACGCCACCGUUGCGGUCGCCCAAAAAACGCCCGAGUCCCUGCGCAAUUGGGCGGAAAACCAGCCUAUUCCCCAGGGCAUUUUGGGAUUCGUGUCGGCGAAAGUGGCGCAAGCGGAGCAGUCGAUCUUCGCCGCCAAAGUCUGGGCGACGGUCUUGGGGUGCGCUUUCACCCGGCGGCAAACGGAGACGUGGCUCCGAAGUUUGGACGGCGGGGACGGCAACCCCCGGGCAGUCUUUCACUCGGCACGUGCCUGGCUGGAUGACGUGGUCAGUGACGAGUCCCUGAUUGACACGUGGCUCAGCGACGCGGACAAGGUGCUGGACCAGUGGGAGGAGCAGCUGAAGCAGGCGCUGCAGGACGUCAUGAAGUCCGUCGACGCCGCCACAGUCUUCCGGCAUCUCCGCAAGGAAGGCUCCCGCCUCUUGUGGCAGAUCCGCACGAUUACUUUGAAGGGCACGUGGAACGUUCUCGCGCGUCGGAAGCUGAUCGCGGUCUUCAUCUCCACCGAGCGAUGGCUCUCCGCGCUGAUCCAACGGCCAGGUUUCGUCGUCCGCAUCUGCUGCGUCUGGCUGGGCAGCCUGAUGAUCAACACGUGGAUGCACUACAGCCGCACGAUCAAGUGCUGCGACAACCUGAAGACGUCCCUCUGCGGCGGCGCGUUCAACGCGACCCAGACCGUCGGAUUGUGCGGCCUGGGCUGCAAAUCAACGGCUUACAUUCCGCCCUGCGUCGCCGGCCAGACGGAGCUCGGCUGUGGGCCGUUGGCCGACAUGUUGAGCGGCUACGAUGCUGCCACGUGUACGGCGUUCCCCAACGGGAGCACCGCCAGUAGUCUGUGGAUGGCGCUCAUCAGUUUUCUUCUGCUGCUCCCGGUUCAGAUCGUGAUGUUCUGGCUGUUCAAAGCCAGCAUAUCGAGCCACGUUCUUUUGGAAAGGUGGGCAUGGGAGGGCUACUUUCCGUUCAUCAAGCGAACCCUCGUUGGGCUCUUCUCUCGCACCCCCCCUCGCCCCGUGCCCCUUCCACCCCCCCAGAUGGAGCAGCACCCGAAGAGCCGGAAGGGGCGGAACGCGGUCGCGCCCGCGGAGCCCUCCUCGCCACGUGCCCUUCUCAGCAACCGCCCCGUGGCGGACGAAGGAGACGUCCUCGCUGCUGACGUGGAGAGCGCGCGCAAGAAGCACAAUCGGCUCGUGGGGAGCGCGUAUGCGAUUGCGGGGCUCUUUUUCGCGGCCUGCACGGUGGUUAUCGCAAUCUUCUCGGUCAAGCUGUAUACGAACGUGGGGAAAGGGCAUGAGAACGACGUGCUGAAAGCGUAUAUAAGCGCUGUGGUUCUUCAGCAGUGCGUAUGGACCGGUACCAGGUACUUGCUUCGACCGGCUCAGGCGUUCCUGCAAAACAGCGCGCUAUACUACCUGAUUAUAAGAUUCGCAGGGGACAUGUUUUCGUGGGAGGAGGGCCUAAGAGACUUGGGCGGCUUCGUAGCGAGCCUCAAUAUAAACCUUAGUUUGCUGACGCAAGCGGGGGGUGCUUUUGCUGUGGAAGCGGGGGCGGCCGCGAGUCAAGCGCCGGCCCCUCAGGUAGCAGGUGCGCCUCCGGAGCAAAGCUCGAGUGUGUCUCGAAGGACAGCGCUAAAUUAAGGUGGGCGCUUAGUGGUGAGGAGAUUCCACAUGCAAUUGUCAACUAAUGCAUUUGCUUUGUUAGCAAGUACCAUAGCCUAUAAGUAUCAGGACAAGGGAUUAGUAUACGAGGCCUCGAGUCGAAUAAAUCGACUCAUGCAUGGCCACUGCAACUAUUAUGACGACACCUAAUAUGGUAGAUUGUGGGGACUUCUUCAAGCCGGCCCGGGCUCAGUCAUUGAGUGAGCGCACAAACUCAGCCUGGUAUCAGAAUAUGACCGACUCACUCAGUCGAUCAAACGCCUCGCGCGCGGUUUAACUAACUCAGUGAACGAUAAGACUACAGAUCACGCGAGGUAACAUGCAGGUGCCCUUUCAAUAACUAUCUGCCGCGCGUGCGGGGCGGCCCUGA
This is a messenger RNA of Klebsormidium nitens, 6601 nucleotides long. NCBI's taxonomy places the organism in Eukaryota, Viridiplantae, Streptophyta, Klebsormidiophyceae, Klebsormidiales, Klebsormidiaceae. The record is from the annotation of a GenBank genome assembly.